This is a messenger RNA of Spodoptera littoralis (African cotton leafworm), 954 nucleotides long. Lineage: Eukaryota; Metazoa; Arthropoda; Insecta; Lepidoptera; Noctuidae. The record is from the annotation of a GenBank genome assembly.
AUGCGUAAAGCGUGCAGUGUAAAAGGAGUGCUAAAAAAGCGACUGCGAAUCAUACAAAGGAGGGCUACCGAGAGAGGCUUAGAUGGGGUGCUAUUACAGCAAUACGAUUUUAUUUGUAAUUUUAGUGAUGAAGUUGAAAAUAAGAAAUCUAAUAAGAAGCUCAUUGCCGUCAUAGUGUCGGCAUUUAUCAUAUUAGUGCUGAGCGUUAGCUAUGUCAACAGUAUUUUAAGCGCUAGAUGUCUGUUACCUAGUAAUUACUUAGUGUGGGAGGCGACGCGGCCACUCGCCGAUUGCGCCUAUUGUGAGAAUGUUACGAAACCAAUUAUAUUGUGGAACGUCACGCGGCAAGAAUUUGCUAAUUAUGCUUAUACACCAGGACCUAUAAUCGUAAAAAAUGCCAUCAGACAUUGGAGAGCGACCAAAGAGUUUAGUUUUAAUUUGUUUAAGAGGCUGUAUGAACAAACGGCAGGCAGCUAUGAAAGCCUUGAGGAAGGAUGCCAGUUUCUUAAUUUUAAGACAGAUCUGUUUAGUCUAAGGGAAGUUUUCAGCAUGCCUGAAGCUAGAGUUAAGAAUGAAGAGGGCCAAAAGCCUUGGUAUGUUGGAUGGGGUAACUGCCAUCCUGACAUAUUGGCUCAAGUCAGACAGUAUUAUGAUAUUCCACAAUUUUUACCUGAUGAUGCUGAAUUUCCAGCAACAGAAAAUAUAUUUUUUGGAUUUGAAAUUGGAGCUGUGAUGCAUUUGGAUUAUAUAUCAAGACUGAUGUGGCAGGGGCAGGUGCAAGGGAACAAGACAUGGUUUGUGGCUCCUGUGCCCGAGUGUGAUCAUGUGUGUCAUAAGUUUCAGUAUUAUGUUGAGCCUGGAGAUGUGGUGUUAUUGGAUACGCGCAUUUGGUACCACGCCACAACUAUACCUAAGGGCCAAUUUUCCUUGACAGUACAGUCAGAGUAUGGAUGA